CUUCUUUUCCUUUUAAUAGUAAUAGCAUGUCCAACUCCUAUAGUUUAGCUAAUUGUUCAAAAAGAAGAGUUUCAUAUUUUUAUGACCGUAAAUUAAAUAUAUCGCAUUUCUUAUUUUAUUUGCUAAAUCUAUCUUCAUAGACGAUGUUGGUAAUUUCAACUAUGGACCAGGUCACUAUAUGAAGCCCAAACGUAUGCAUAUGGUCCAUAAUAUGGUUGUGAACUAUGGCCUUUAUAAAAAGUUGGAUAUUGUGAAACCUACACGAUGUACAGCUUAUCAAAUGACUCGUUUUCACUCUGAUGACUAUGUCAAUUUUUUACAGACAGUGACACCUGAUAAUUUAGAAGAACUUGCCAUGAAAUAUGGCGGUUUAGAACAAGGAAUUGCACGAUUUAACGUAGGAGAAGAUUGUCCUGUAUUUGAAGGUUUAUUUGAAUUUUGUUCAAUUUCAGCUGGUGGCUCAAUUGGUGCUGCAAAUAAAUUAUUAAACGGUGAAGCUGACAUUGCUAUUAAUUGGUCUGGAGGGCUUCAUCAUGCUAAAAAAACAGAAGCAUCCGGAUUUUGUUAUGUUAAUGAUAUUGUAUUAGGCAUUUUAGAAUUAUUAAGAUAUCAUCAGCGUGUACUCUAUGUUGACAUUGAUGUGCAUCAUGGCGAUGGUGUUGAAGAAGCCUUUUAUACUACAGAUCGAGUCAUGACUUGUUCUUUCCAUAAGUUUGGUGAGUUCUUUCCUGGUACUGGCGACAUUAAAGACACUGGACUUGGAAAAGGAAAACGAUAUGCAGUUAAUGUACCUUUAAGAGAUGGAAUUAAUGAUGAAACUUAUAAAAGUGUAUUUCGGCCAAUAAUUCAACGUAUUAUGGAUUGGUUUAGACCUGGUGCUGUUGUUCUUCAAUGUGGUGGUGAUUCAUUAGCUGGUGAUAGAUUGGGCUGUUUCAAUCUAUCUAUGCGUGGUCAUGCAUCCUGCGUAGAAUUUAUAAAAUCAUUCAACAUACCAAUGAUGAUGGUAGGUGGAGGUGGAUAUACAAUUCGUAAUGUAGCAAGAACAUGGACAUUUGAAACAGGCUUAGCGGUUGGAGAGGAUUUAACAAAAGAAGAAUUACCAUAUAAUAACUAUUUUGAAUAUUACGGUCCAGAAUAUAAAUUAGAUGUACCCUCCAACAAUAUGGUGAAUCACAAUACACGCGAAUAUUUAGAUCGCAUUAUUGCAAGAAUUAUCGAUAACCUAAGAUGCUUACCAUUUGCUCCUUCAGUGCAAACUCAAGAAGUUCCAGGAGAUUUCAACUUGGAUGACUAUAACGAUGGUGAAGAUAGUGAAGCAGAAGACGCAGAUAAUCGACAAACACAGCGUCAUAAAUUAGAAAAUAUGGGAGUAUUGUGAUAUAAAAAAUGAAGUUUUAUUGUAAAGGAUA
Messenger RNA from Cokeromyces recurvatus, 1409 nucleotides. RefSeq lists its product as uncharacterized. NCBI's taxonomy places the organism in Eukaryota, Fungi, Mucoromycota, Mucoromycetes, Mucorales, Mucoraceae. The transcript has 9 exons. The coding region runs from base 179 to 1378 and encodes 399 amino acids. Gene Ontology annotation, molecular function: histone deacetylase activity. The record is from RefSeq and is a predicted model, not a curated record.